UCUAACACUACGGCCCGCCCGCGACUCUCGCAUCCCUGCGCUGUGCGCUUGCAGCCUGCUAGCCAUCCUCCUCAUUCGAGAAUACAUACACCCUCAGGCCAGCACGAACACCGGCUGUCCGAAUUCGUGCAUUGACAUUCAGCUCAUAUCAUUGUUCAAUCUGACUUCCAAGCUGCGGUCAGUCCGCAUCUCCGUCAAUAAUGGUCAACAUGCUGAUCGUCCCUGAAACGCCGAGAUGAUUCACCGUUUUCCACCGAGUGCAGCGGCUUGCACGAGUCUCCAUAUGCGCUGUCAUGAGUGGUUAUCGCGCACAUUGGUUUCAGGAAGCUGCGCAGAGGCGAGCAGGCUGAGCAGCUUGCAGACAUUUCGCGUGGUCAUGGUGAAUACCGGCACUGUUCUUAGAUUCAACCGUUGCGUUGUUCUCUCGUACCGUCUGUCUAGUCGUGGCCAAUCUGCUGCAUUGAACAGAGCGUUUUCUACAUUUUGGAGUGGCGCGCCGUCGUUCAGGCCCGUUGAGAAGGCGUGCCCCGGAUGCAAGUUCAACCGCGAGCUACCGGUCGCGGGCGAUAGUAUCUCGCAGAAUCAGAUCCAGACCGGUUCAGAGUCCUUCGACUCGGCGCCGCCGCUGGAUAGUGUCAUCGAGGGGCUAAGGAAUGGGUGCGUACUUCACGGCGAGCUCGUGUGCUGCCGGGAAUUCUGAAGAGACCACGUUUGAGUAGUUGGUCCGUUUGGCAGGUGAGAUGGACUGGUUGUGAGACUGGUUGGGCCCUCCGUCGCUCGCCUUCGCUGUGUACCUUGUCCUGACCGCUCUGGCUCCCUUGGUGCUUGCGUGUAUUAUC
Messenger RNA from Phanerochaete carnosa HHB-10118-sp, 839 nucleotides. RefSeq lists its product as uncharacterized. The transcript is spliced from 6 exons. Bases 284 to 700 code for a protein of 138 amino acids. Lineage: Eukaryota; Fungi; Basidiomycota; Agaricomycetes; Polyporales; Phanerochaetaceae. The record is from RefSeq and is a predicted model, not a curated record.